Durusdinium trenchii is the source of this 1368-nucleotide messenger RNA. The record is from the annotation of a GenBank genome assembly. Lineage: Eukaryota; Dinophyceae; Suessiales; Symbiodiniaceae.
AUGAGGCAUCCCUACAAUUUCUUCCAGCCCGUCCGCCGAAGCGCACGACGAGCGGCCUUGUGGGACUUAAAAGGACCAGAAGCCAAACAGAGGAUGAUGUCAUGGCUAGAUGCCACAAUCUUAGAGAAUCACUUCGCAGAGAUGAAGACAAUGGGCGUUGAAGUCUUGCGGGUACCCUGUGGCUAUUGGAACUGGGUGACGUAUGCCCAUGAUGAUGGGCCGGAAGUAUCAGGGGUCUAUGCCACGGGCCCAAUCCGAGACAGGCUGAAAAACCUUCAUCGGAUUGCUUCUCCCCGUGAAUACAGACAAUACUUUGACAAAAUUUUUGACUUCGCAGAACGGCACGGGAUACAAAUCUUGCUUGAUUUGCAUGCCGUGCCAGGAUCCCAAAACGGAGAAAUCCACAGUGGCGUUUGCAUUGAGUCAAACGAGGACGAACAUCAUCGACAUUUGGGUUUCUUUCAGUGCCAGGCAAACUUGCGCAUGGCCGUCAAUGCCGUCCGAGAAAUGGCUAGGUAUGGAAGGAGUAAGAGGAAUUUGUUUGGGAUCCAAGUGAUUAGCGAGCCGCACCUUCAUACAGAUGAGGGACACGCAUAUUUGCAAUCCUACUAUCAACAAGCCAUCCUGGCAGCACGGGAAUUUCUGGAUAGCAGCGUGCCCAUCGUUCUCUUCGAGUGGACCUAUGAGAUGUUAAAGUGGGAUGAUGAUGCAUUUCCUGAGUCCACCUAUGGAAGAGUAUGCUGGGAUACCCACCUCUACCAUUUUCCGGCACCUGGCGAGAAAUGGACUUCGGAGAACAAUGGUUUGGAACAGGCAAAGCAAGCCUAUUCCUGGGAUUUACAGCAAUUGCGACAAUUUGCACGUGCACAAGGCCGCGACCGCGUCUUCGUGGGCGAGUUCUCCUUGGCGGGACCCUCGCUGAAGGCCAGCGAAACCAAAGACUUUGCAGCAUGGCUUGUGGAGCAGAUGGACUUCGCGUGUGGUGGUUCGAUGCUUUGGUCCUAUGACAAUCGGAUCACCGCAUGGAGUUUACAACGUCAGUGGCAGGAAUUGGGCCUCAACUGGCGGAGCCUUUGGGCAGAGUCGGAUGGUGCUUUUCUUGAGGGUCCCAUGGUGGGCUUCCGUGCGGCCGCCUUUGGCACGUGGCUGCGGGCCACUGAGAAAGGAGCUGUGGAGGCUGAUGCACCUGAGCACUCUUGGUGGGAAGAGUGGGUGCCAUAUACCUAUCGCGUGCAAGGCAGACAGAAACUGGCCUUGAGGUCUGCAGCCUUUGGCACCUGGCUUAGCGUCACCCGGGAGGGAGAAGUGGUCCAGUCAAAUGACAGGUCAGCCUGGGAGGAGAAGCUGCACUUUGAGCAAACCUUGUAG